AGAGACACGGUACAUUUGGAGAUUAGAGAGAGAGAGAGAGAGAGGGCAGAAUCUGAGUUGAAGAACAAUCGCCAUUUUUAGGACGAAGAUGUCAUGGUUUUGAGUGAGAAGCCGAUCUAUUGACACAAAAGCACACAGCUUUCUUCAUCACACACACACACACACACACUCUCUCUCUCGACUCUUCUCUCACUCCUAAAAACCAAUAACACAGAAAAAAACAAAAACCCCAAAAACAAACGCUGUGAGAAGAACUGAGAACCCAAUUUCGAUUUCUUUCUCAUUUUUAAUUUUUUGGGUUAAAAAACCUUUCUUUUCGUUUUCUCCGUAGUGAUCUCGAGGCGCGAUUUUUCUUAGGCUUUGUCUCGCUGUUGAUCCACCGAUCAAAGAACUCAUUUUUAAAGACUUGUUAUAAAAAAAACCCAAGAAGAAAAAAGGGUAGAGAGAGGAGGAGGAGAGAGAGAGCUAUGGCAGUGGUUGAGAACGCAGGGGUGGAGCUGGGGAAGAGCGUUGGGUCGGCUUCGGCGAAUCGGAACCCUGAGGCUGCAUCGCAGGAUGGCGGAGCUGCUGCUGCGGCUGCUGCAUCCAACGAUCAGGAUCAGUCCAAGCACAACGCCGCCCCUUUACGACACCGUCUCGAUCAGAGCCUGUAUGUGAUGGUUACGCCGCCCCCCAACGGCAACGGCAACGGAAAUAUCAACGGCAUCAGCAGCAACAACAACGGCGGCAACCAGAAGGUGGGUCAGCUGGGGACCUUCGAUCACGUGGCGAAGAUCGCGGGGCAGCAGCUGAAUCAUCAUCAUCAGCAUCAGCAGCAGCGAUCCAACGGCGGGGAUUUUCAGAUGAGUAAUGGGGAUCAUCACGACGUGGACAGGGACAUGAGGGAGCUGAGGGAGCUGUUCUCUAAGCUCAACCCAAUGGCUGAGGAGUUUGUGCCUCCUUCACUUGCUAACGGUCAUGGACUUAAUGCUGGCUUUGUUAACAUGGCACUAAUGAUGCAAAAUGGCAACAGAAAUGGACAAGUUAAUGGCUUUGGUGCUGGUCGACGGAGAAACAAUCAAGGGAAACGGAGAAUCAACAGCCGGACAAGUCUAGCGCAGCGAGAAGAUAGAAUUCGAAGGACUGUGUAUGUGUCUGACAUUGAUCAACAGGUCACUGAGGAACAGCUUGCAGCUCUCUUUGUUACUUGUGGGCAGGUUGUUGACUGCCGAAUUUGCGGUGACCCUAAUUCUGUUCUCCGUUUUGCCUUUAUAGAGUUCACUGAUGAAGAUGGUGCACGAGCUGCUUUGAGUCUGGCUGGGACAAUGCUUGGAUUCUACCCUGUUAGGGUGUUGCCCUCUAAGACAGCUAUUGCACCUGUUAACCCUACAUUCUUGCCUCGCACUGAAGAUGAACGUGAGAUGUGUGCGCGAACUAUCUAUUGUACAAAUAUUGACAAAAAGGUUGCCCAAGCUGAUGUCAAACUCUUUUUUGAAUCUGUCUGUGGAGAGGUUUAUCGUCUGAGGCUACUAGGGGACUAUCACCACUCUACUCGCAUUGCCUUUGUUGAGUUUGUGAUGGCUGAAAGUGCAAUUGCUGCUCUCAACUGUAGUGGUGUGGUUUUGGGAUCAUUGCCAAUCAGGGUAAGUCCAUCAAAGACACCCGUUCGUCCACGCUCUCCUCGCCUUCCCAUACAUUGAGUCAUCUUUGGCAUCCCAGACUGAUUUACGGUUCCGGUUGGAAAUAUAUUUAAAUACACAUACAACUUAUGUAAAGAUGUUCUCCGUGCCUCUGGUCGUUCUGCUUUUAUCUAUACUUGUCCUCGGCUUUCAUAGCCUUGGAUCUUUUGAUCUCUUUUUAGAGUUUAUUAUGAUGUUCUGGAAUAUAGAGUUGGACAAAAACCUUGAGGCUUAAAAGAUGAAUUCCAUGUAUUAUUGUUCAUUUUGGUUUGGUCUUUCUCUUAAGACUAAACGCUGCAAAGUAGUUUCUGACAAAUAUUAAAGACCCUUUUAACAGCCUUCUGUAAGUUAAUGGAAAUCGUCCUUUUGGUUAAUGGGUGGUUUUGCUUA
This is a messenger RNA of Prunus dulcis (almond), 2048 nucleotides long. RefSeq names its product polyadenylate-binding protein-interacting protein 12-like. Gene Ontology annotation, molecular function: RNA binding. The record is from RefSeq and is a predicted model, not a curated record. Lineage: Eukaryota; Viridiplantae; Streptophyta; Magnoliopsida; Rosales; Rosaceae.